Molecule: messenger RNA, 11836 nt
Organism: Cuscuta europaea
Lineage: Eukaryota; Viridiplantae; Streptophyta; Magnoliopsida; Solanales; Convolvulaceae
Source: the annotation of a GenBank genome assembly
CUUUUUUUUAAGGCCAACACUUGAACAACAAAUUUCCAAAUUCAAUUUUUUUGUCGAUUGGGCAGUCGAGAUUCAAAAGUUAUUUUUGGCGCAUCUGGCGCCCUCCUUGUUUGGAUUCUCCAGCGAGCUUUUCCUCGCCGUCUGUUUGUUCUGUAAUCUUCGAAGACAUUUUAUAUGGUUAUAGAAAAGAUGAAGGGAACAAGCAGAAGAACCUCAGUUCAUCCAAAAGGUGGAGCCUUUACUGUUGGGAAUUUCAGCACUAGAUUCUCACUGCCUUCAUUUGCCAAGCGAGUCAAUAGGCUGACUGAAGCUCAGAAGGAGGCUGUAAGGAGGACAGGGUUUGGUAGUUUACUCUUGAUCCCUAAUCAAAUGAUUUGUAAAAGUCUUUUAGUUGAGUUGAUGGAAAGAUGGAAUUGUGACAAGUCCGCUUUCACACUUUCUCAUGGGGAGGUUACCAUCUCUCUGAUGGAUAUUUCCUUAAUCUUGGGAUUAAGGGUGAUGGGAAAGCCUGUAGUUGUGAAGGAUGACAUACCGUUCCUGGAUUUGGAAGGAGAGUAUGGUGCUGCCCUAUGGAAUCGGAAAAUUGCAGUUGCCUCAGUAGAACAGAGACUGGAGUCUCUGGGAGAGGCUGACAGUGAAGACUUUGUGAGGUCAUUUCUGUUAUUCAUGUUCGGGACACUGCUUUUCCCCAAUUCGAAUGGAAAAGUUGAUUCCCGCUACCUUUAUCUUCUCCGGGAUGUGGAUAAAGUGGACGAGUUUGCAUGGGGCGCAGCCGUUCUUGAAGAUUUAACUUACUGGUUGAACAAGAGGAAGAGAGAAAAUGUGCAAUAUGUUGGAGGUUGUCUGAUCUUCCUACAAAUUUGGUGUUACGAGCAUAUAGAUUUAGCUAGGCCUGGUAAGAUAGAUAACGCGGUGAAGUAUCCUCGUGUUUGCCUAUGGGGAAGUACAAAAACCCAUCAUCGUCAGUGGUUCAUUGACAAAUUCAAAACACUUGGAGACAAUCAGAUCAUUUGGAGCCUUGAAUUGACUCCAGAGGAAUCAGAGGUUCGAAUAAUCAAAGAGUUUCUAGAGUGGGAAAGGUCAGGGCAAAGUACAGUGCAGCAGUCUUCAGAAGAAGUUUCUGAUAUAAUGGAUCAAUAUACAGCUGGUAUAGAGAUGGAUUCGGUGACUAUAAUCAGUAAAGAAACCUAUGCACCUUCCUGUAUAGAAAUUUUAUCUGAACAAGCAGAGAAUCGACGAAGUUCAUCGGAGAUUCCAUCGUAUAUAUCAGCAGCAAUGACGGGGAUGAUCUUGAAAGGAAAAAUUUGUUUUUGGAAGAGCAAAUAACUGAACUAAGGAAGGGAAUGGCUGAUCUGACAAGAGAGAAUGGUAUUUUAAACGAUCGAAUGUCAUCAUGCCUUCAACUUGAAAAGCACAAUGAGGAGUUGAGGAAAGAGGUAGACAGUCUGAGACAAGAAAACCGAUUAUUGAGCUCAACUACUCACACUCUUUUGGUUCGAUUAGAGGGAAUUCUUCUUGAUGAUGAUCAUAAUACAGAUACAGUUGAUAAUCAGAGCAUUGGAAAAGUUGCAAGUAUCGAAUGAAGAAUUGAUUAAAACGCACUGGGGGCGUCUGAGGGAGGGGGUCUGGGGGCCUGGAGUAAUAAGGGCUGAAACUCACUCCAUUGAGUUUCGAACCCGAGACCAACCGUAAGGGAGAGUGAAUCGGCGACCCGCUGAGCUGGACCGCUUCCUUUUAAAGAUAGAGUUUAUAAGGUACACAUUAACCAAUACUUUUAAAAUAACUUGAACAUUGUUUAACUACAUGAAUCUUAGAGAAAUAAAGAAUUGAUUUUUGAAUUACAAUUUUUGUCUACCAAGGAGGGUGUUCAUGAGUCACAAGGAGCUUUCUUAAUAUUACAAUAGUAUGUACUUCCUCCGUUCUUAAAUAAAUGCAACAGUCAACAUUUCACACUUGCCGAGACACAACUUUGAUCAUUAAUAUAAAUGAUUUUGUAUUAGUAAAAAAAUUUAAAAAAUUAGAUUAUGAAAAUUUACAAUAAGACAAGUUUAACAAUAUUUUUUUCAUAAAAUAAUAUUAUUACAUUAAUAAAUAAAACGUAGUCAAAGUAGAACAUGUGAAUAGUGUAAAAGUCAAAGUGUUGCAUUUAUUCAAGAACGGAGGUAGUAUGAGUUUUCUUAAUUUAUAUAUUAUAUUUGCUCAAAUAACUAAAGUUUAUUAUCUAUGCAAUAAAGUCUUUUUAAAACGUAAGAAAUAAAUGAAUUGUGUAAUUUAAUUCAAUAAACAUUUAUAAGUUGGAUUCGCUUCACAUGAUCUAAAAACUAUGUAACUAGUUUGUCUGGUAUUUAAUAUUGUUUGAUAUAUAUUUUACAACAUUGUUAACUAGUUAUCUAAUAAAGAUAAUUAAACAUUACAAAACUAAGAAUUUUAAUAUAGUAUCUUAAAUCUUUAACAAUGAGUUGUUCUAUUGUUUAUUUAUUUAAGUUAUGUAAAUUAUUUUAGAUGUUCCUUCUUUUAAAUCUCUAAUCAAGUGUUACAUUAUGUAAGACUAUGAGCCCGUUUGGUAACCCCUUUUUUCGGCUUAUCAGGCUUAUCAGCCAACUUUUUCAUCAAACACGUAACUUUUGAUUUCGUGCGCUGAAGUUUGUAAUAAGCAGAAAAAGUAAGGUUUGAGUUACUUUUCUGGCUGUAUUGGCUGAAUUUACUGUAGAGAAUCAUUUUAGCUAUUUUUUCAUAUAAUUUUUUAUUUAAUUUAUUAAUAACAAAUAUUUUAAAUAUAAUUUUUUCAUGAAUCAGCAGAAUCAACUAGUACAGCCACUUCAGCCAGAACUUCAUAAAUUUCAGCAGAAUCAGCCAAUUCAGCCAAUUUUAGUGUUACCAAACGGACUCUAUAUAUCAAUAGAAAAUUUUGAAAGUCCAAGGGGGGCGGUCGCCCCUCGCGCCCCCCUUAAAUCCAUCCCUGCCGCCCAUAAGACAUUUUGGGGAUAAAGUGGUGACAUUAAUUAUUUUUUAGGCUAAUAUAGUUGUGUGAGAAAUAAUAUUUAUGAGAAUAAUUUGGAUCAAACUAUGAAUUCAGAAGAUUGCAAUUUUAUUAGUGAAACUAGAGAUGCUAUUGAUCAUAUAAAGGGCCAUACGAAUAUACGAUGCAUACUGGUGUCCAUGCUAGGCAAGUUAAGGUCAAUGAAGGGUAACGCCACUAGAUUGUAGAGGGAGAUUUUGACAAGAGAUAUCUACUACUUCCCAAUACUUGAGACCUCUUGGUCACACAAUAACAUCUUACCCGGUGCAUCCCCUUCUAAUAUUGACCGCAAGACCCACAAAAUAUAAUUUAGAUGUGAGAAAUAGAUUAUUUGGAGGGCAUGGAUGUGAAUGCUAUAAGCAUAAAGGCCUAAGUUUUACGUAGUAUAGAAUUUUGGAAAAAUACGAUCUCCACACUUUAACAACAACAUCCAAGCCUUAAUCCCAAAAUAUUUUGGGGUCGGCUAACAUGAAUCGAUUUAUGAUAUCGAUACCAAACAGAGAAGACGGACAAGAAAGGGAAGAACAAAACUAAGAUAAAACGAAUAUAAGAAAAAUAAAAUAAGAAAGUUAGAAGAUAAUUAAAAGUAACAUAAGAAUAUAAAAAGAUAAAGAAGAUAAACAAUAAAAGAAAAAAGAGAGGAAAGGUAGAAAAGACAUCAAUCUUCCAGAUAUGCGAUCUUCACACUUUAAGAAGAUAGAAAAUAUGAUUGUUUUUUUUUAAAUUAACUAACAUUUGUUUAAGCAAUAUACAUUUCUUCUUCAUAUAAUAUAAUUCCUACUUCAUUGCCCACCCCUGCGCCCCACUUCUGCCUCCAGUAACCGUUGUGGGCGGUUGUUGCUUGAACCCCUCCUCCGCCCAUUGGUUAAGGCGCCACGAAAAAUCCGUCAGGGAAUUUUCUAUUUUUUCCAUUUUUCUGUAGUUUGUCAGAAAAAGCUAUCCAAAAAAUCUCCGAUUGCCUAAGUGAUUUGUUUCACGGCGGCAAUGACAACAGCUGUGGCAACAGUGACACACGACAAUCAUUUGGUAUAACAUAAGAAAACUAUUAGUGGCGAUGUAAAAGUAGCAUUUUUUUAGAAUUGAACAUCAUACAUUCAUGCAUAGUACUCCCACAAAUUACUUUUGUUUACAAUGAAUAUUUUAGAGAGAGAUAUUUUAAGUAAAAACCCUAAAUUAUAGAGAGAAAUAUAGAUAAAAAUUUAGGGUUUUUAGAAUAUAGAAUAUAAGUAAAAAUAUUUCUCUCUAAAAAACCCUAAAUUAUAUCUGCACGGAAUUCCUGAAAAUUCAGCUAAAAAUUCAGUUUUCAGAGAGAAAUAUUUUAUCCACAAAAAAAUUCAGCUAAAAAUUCAAUUCGGAAGCCUGUUAAGUAAUUUUUGGAAGUUAACUGCGUUUUAUAUGUAUAUUUUGGACGCAAUUAUCUUCCAAAAAUCAUUUGACGGCCUUUUCGAUUGAAUUUUUAGCUGAAAUUUUUUGUGGAUAAACUAGACUUGAUGAAGAACAUGUCAUAAACAUUUCAUCAAAAAAUUUCACUGGGAAGAGCCCUAAAUGCUGCUGUCCGGAUGGCGCAUCCGGUCAUGAAGGUCUGAUGGGAAGAUUACUCUCUCUCUCUACAUAUAUAUAUUAUAUAUAUAGAGUAAGGAUCAAAUUAGAGUACUUCUCAACGUGAGAAAUGAGAAUGAUUCCGGAGCUUUGGAUUUUGGCAUUGUGCAUCAAGUAAAACAGAAAUGUGCAUAUAAAAAAUUGGAAAAUGUGCAUUUCAAGUGUGCAAAAGUUUACACGUAAACGUGCACAUUAGAAUUUUGCAUUACUUUAACUAUAAAUGUGCAUUUUCGUAAAUGAUAAAGUGCAUCAUUUUUGAGCAUUUUCAUUUCUCACGUUAAGAAGUGUUCUCACCGGAACCGCACCCUAUAAUAUAUUUAGGAUCAAAUGAGAACAAUGCUUAACGUGAGAACGUGAGAACACCAAAUGUGAUGCACAAUGAGGCUCGCCCAAUGCACUUUUUCGUGUUCAGCUUAAUAUUUACCAAAAUGCCACCGUGAUGAUUUAUAUUGGCUUGUUUUAAGAAAAGUCAAAAUGUGCACCAGACGGGCUCUAUUGUGUAUCACAUUAGGUUAAACGUGAUUGUUCUCACAUUCUCACGUUAAGCAUCGUUCUCAUUGGAACCGCACCCCUAUAUAUAUAGGGGUGAGAUCACAUACAAACCUUGCUAAACUUGCUAAUUUGACGUGCACUCGUCGUUAGGUGCACUCAAAAUAAUUAAUCAAUACGACACUAAUACGUAGUAUAGUGUAGUAAGGUUCGUAUCCACAGGGAAAGGAAUACUUUUCUUUUAUAAAAGUAGUAACAAAGGGGGGUUUAGAUUUGUUUGUUUUAACAACACUAAGAUAAACAACCUAUAUGAGUUAAAUUCAAUGAGAUGAAGACUUGGUUUUGCUUUUAUCCACUUAAUGAAAUGUUCGUCGAUCCCGGUUAUAUCUUUAACUAUCUUCCUCUCGAAUACUCAAUCGAGGAGUAUAUCCAGUUCAUCGAGGAUAGUUAUUAAUAACGAGAUGCGUUCAUUAAUAAAACUUACUAUCGAGUCAAUAUAGAACAAGCGCCGUAUAUUAACUUGAUAGUAGCAAUAAACUUAAGAUGAAAACGAUUGAGAUUGAUAACCUCAACACAAGUGGUUUAUUGGUUUAAUCAAUAUAAUUAAUUCCCCUUGGCAUAUUAACCAUGAGAUGCAUGCAUUGAUAUUCCAAUUUUACUACCGUUGAAAGAACCGGAUUAAUAACAAGCGUAUUAACCGAUUGAUUCUAGUAAUAAUUAAUAUGAGAAACAAUACUAGUUGAUACUUUAAGUAAUGUUUAAGAUAUUAACAUGAAAUAUGAAUAGGAAUUAAUUAAUACUCAAGGAAGAAUAUUAAAAUAUAUGAAUCCUACUAUGAUUAAUAUCAAGAUGUUAACUAAUUGUCAUCUUAGUAACACUCCCCAAUAUUAUCAUAGAGGAAGAAAUAGCUAUUACUAUAACCAAUGUCAAGAUGUUAACUAAUUGUCAUCUUAGUAACACUCCCCAACUUUGAUAUAGAGAUAGUAUUUUAAAAGAAAGAAUUAAUAUUCAAGGAAGAAGAUUAAAGAAAAUAACUCACAACUUACAAAUUCAUUAAGCUUCAAAGUAGCAAAACCAAGAUGGAAGAGUUUAGCUCCUCAUUUGGAGACUAAACAUGAUGAAAAAUAUAAAGAAAGAACUAUUCUAUACUGAGCUUAGAUGUACAAAGGGAUUGGAUAUCUUUUUGUGAAGGAAAGGAGGUGUAUUUAUAGGUUUUUGGGAUGGGGUUCGGGUACUCGAUCAGGUAUAUACAUGGUACCCGAUCGAGUACGUGUGUAACACUCGAUCCGAGGCAUACUCGACCGGUUUCAGGCUAUUUUCUAAGGGUAUACCCGAUCGAGUAUAUAUGAAUACCCGGUCGAGUAUGCUUAGAAAAUGGUAUUCGGACCAUACUCGACCGAUCUUCGUUUGAAAUUCAAAGGCAUACCCGAUCGGGUAUGUCGGUCUACCCGAUCGGGUAUAGACAUAAAAUCGUGGCCGAAAUCUUCCCUGCAUGUUCACUUGUCUUCGGAUCUGAUCCGAUUUGAAGUUCCAACCUAAUACCCGAUCGAGUAUAGCUAAUACUCGACCGAGUAUAGACCAAAAUUCAGGAUCUUCUUUUGUCUUUGAACUUUUGCACCUUCUCUUCACUUUUUGGGUUCACCAACUGUACUUUGAGUGACCAAAACCUGCUUAAGCUCAGAAUAUAUCUAAUCUAACCUAUUUACAAGAAUUUAACAAUCUAAUCUAUUACACCAAAAGUGUGUAAUUUCCAAAGUAAAAGUCAAUCAAAACUAAUUAAAAACAUAAACAUAGAUAUGGAAAUUACGAACGUAUCACUAACCUACAAACUCAAUAAUAUGUAGCACUUUGAACAUCAAUAUGCAGUACAAAUAAUGUAAAGAUGCACUGUUUGAAUUUCAAUACGCAAUACAAAUAAUGUAAAUAUGAAACUGCUAUUUUAUGCCUUGAAUAUUAUGAAACACUUUGAACUUCAAUGUGCAAUACAAAUAAUGUAAAUAUGAUUUGAAUGAGAGGACUAGUCUGUAUGUGAUCUCACCCCUACAUCUUUACAUUAUUUUUACUGCAUAUUGAAGUUCAAAGUGAUGCAUAUUAUUGAGUUUGUAGGUUAGUAUUUUAAGCAUGGUUUGUAUUUGAUCUCUUAUAUACUCCCUCCGGUUCCAAAAGAUCUUGACACUUUGACUUCACAGUUUUUAAGGAAAUAAACACUGUUUGACACUGUUUGACACUGUUUGACACCGUUUGGCACUGUUUUGUGUAGAUUUAUUUGCCAAAUAAGACAAAUAAGGAAGUGUAAAGAUCUUUCUGGUACUGUUAGAAAUGGAAAGUGUAAAGAUCUUUCAGAACCGGAGGGAGUAUAUAUAUUCCCAGAGUGAACCACACGUGGUGGCGGGAGUGCCGGAGAACACUACCCAAUUUUAUAAGAAAAGUUGAGGUUGCAACCAAAUAUGAAAUAGAAAAAAACAAGGAUUUAACAUUUGAAGUUCUUUGAAGGUAUCCCGGUUGUAGCUGAAAUGUAUUUGUUAAAUCUGUUAUGUAGCUGAAUAGCCUUCCGGAGAUAGGGUUGACAGACUAUAGCUUCCGGGUGAGAAGACUUGUAUCUCUAGAGAGUCGUAGCAAGUUUGUACGGAGAGUCCAACCUCACAUCAACUGAGUAAAUGUAAUAAUCAUCUUCAUGUUGAGGAUAUCUGGAUUGACUUCUUGUGACUUCCCGUUUGCGGGCUUGGCGCACUUGCUUCUAUUUCUUCUUGUUGUCACCGUAGUGAAGCCAUCGGGCUCCUCUUAUGGUGGGCAUUCUAGUGGACCUGAAAGAGCAAGGUUAGUAAUAAUAGGGGUAUCCUCGUAUAGAUUAUCAUCACUGGACAGGGGAGGAUCAAGUGUAGUACACGCAUUCUCAGUUUGAAAAGAUGGAUCAAAACUAGGUCCUUCAUUUCCAUCUUUCCCUUCAAAGGCAUUUCUCCGGGGCCAGGAUCUGCAGCCUUAUCACUGGCAUAUAUCGAGGCAUCAUUAUUCAAAGACUCAACAGGGGUAGUAAACAGUUCGUUUGUGUCAGUUAAACUGGUAACAGAAUCACCAUUUGACGUGUCAACAGAAACAAAAUUGAUAUGAGCAACAACAGGAACAGGCGCUAUAUCAAACGGGUCAUCAAAAUCAGGAAUGGAGUGCACAUUAUUAGAUUAUUAUAAAUGCACUUCUAAACCAAACAUGUGUAAAUAUUUAAAAAGAAAUUAGCCAUAAUAGGACUUAAACAUGCUAAAAAACUCAUAUUAGGACUUACCAAGUUUUCUCUCGUUGAUAGGACUUAUACGGUCCUAUCUUACGUUUUACUACUUUAGGAAAUAUCCUAAAUACCCCUGUUCGAAGUUCGCUUGAGAUUGUUUACACGCACGUAAAAUUUACCGGCCUUUUUCGGUUAUCCAGUUUCAAGCGGUUAAGGAGUUUCCGUUUACUUGUUGGUUGAGUAGUUUCCUUAUCCGAGUAGUUUCCUUGUUCGUCAAUUCUGCAUCUUUUUCCUGCAUUCGUCAAUUCUGAGUACGAGGUCCUGCCUGUGUUUCGUUCUUUGCAGGGUAUGUUUACUUCAAAUUUAAAGCUUUCAUAAUACUGGCCGUGAUUCUGUUUUCGUUCGUCAAUUCUUCUUCAAUCGUUGUUACAUUGAAGAAUAAAUUUGUUAUAUUAGAUAUACGAUCGCUUUUUCCUGCAUUCUUUUUCCUGCAUUCGUCAAUCCUUCUGUUUUUUCCUUCCAGCUCUGUUUUUUUCUUCAAUUUCAUAUUAUCGAUCCUUUCAUCAUAUGAUCGCUUUCAAAUUCGUUAUAAUCAACAAUUUAUUUCGUAUGUCGUUGUACUCUGUUUUAUUUCAUUAAAUUUCAUCCGCUAGUUUAGAUAUCAGUUUGUAUCUACAAUUUAUUUUGUUUUUGUUAAAUUCUCUAUUCGUCUACCUAAAUUAUGCCCUUCGAACUGUCAUUUAGUUUGUUCGAACUGUCAUGUAUAUGCAUUUUUUGAUUACUCCUUUUUAUGUUCUGUAAUUGUAUAUAAUUGGUACACAUUCUUAUAAACUGUCAUAUUGUUAACACAACUGUCAUAAUUUUGUCCAAACUGUCAUUUAGUUUGUGCUACGUUCCUACCUGUAUAUGCAUUUUUUGAUUUCGCCUUUUUAUGUUCUGUCAUUCAAUGGUACACAUCCUUAUAAACUGUCAUAUUGUUAACAAAACUGUCAUUAUUUUGUCCGAACUGUCUUUUUUCAUACUGAAAUAUUUCUUUUGCUGCAUUUUUUUAGGAACCUUUUUACCACAAUGGAUCCUAUUUUACUUGUUAUGGUCAAGGUUGACGGUUUUUGGGAUUCUAACAAUGUGUUCAACAAUGUCCACACAUGUGACCUUCAUGUUAACUAUAAUGUUCAAUAUGCUUCUUUUAUUAACUCUUUGAGUGACAUCCUUUCUCAGUACAAAGCUAAUCAUAAUUUCAGGCUUUCUUAUAUGCGAGAUGGAUUUCCUCCUCCUGUUACUAUAAAUGAUCAAUCUACCUUAACAUUUUAUCUUUAUAUCAAGUCUCUUCAACCAGAUUUUUCAUUGUAUCCACUUUGUGUUGAGUUCUAUCCUGUUUCAUCUUCUCCUGCAUUUUCUAUUGAUGUUGGACCAUCUGCUUCUCCUUGGUCUGAAAAUGUUGUCAUUUCUUCACAACAACAUACCAUGCUUCACAACAACAUACCACUUAUGAGAAUGUUGUUGUUUCUUCUGCCCAACAACAUUCCUCCUCACCUACACUUUCUUUUGAUGAUGGCCCACCAUUUGGUCAAUAUGAAAAUGUUAUGCUAUCUGGGGUAAGUUGUGGCCAAUCCGAAGAUAUUGUUUCUUGUGGUAACACUGUGUCUGCAACUGUAGAAAAUGAAUCAUCUGAAGACAGUGAUGACAUGUCAGAUGGCCUUUUAACUAAAUCAUCUGACUCAUUCUCAUUUCUCCAAAAUUUUGAAAUCAUCACACAGUCCCAUCCUACUUGUCUUCUUCUCCAUGCUAUUUACAAAAAUUAAAAAGAACUUAUCCACCAUCUGAAGAUGUAUGCUAUCACAAACCACUUCCAAUACAGAACUAAGACAUCGAAGAAAAUAUGUUUGCAUGUUAUUUGCUUUGAUCCAAAAUGUUGUUGGAGUGUUCGAGCUGUAAAACUACAUGGCGUAACAAUGUUUCAAAUCAGAAGAUUCCGGCCAGUUCACACAUGCUCUAUUGAUUACAGACAAGGCAAACAUAGACAGACAUCUGCUAGUGUGAUAGCAAAUAUUAUUGCACACAAAUACCUUGAUGCUUCCAAUAAACCAUACCCCCCAAAAUAAAUUCGUGAGGACAUGAGUAUGCAGUAUGAAAUUUCCAUGUCAUACAACAAAGCUUGGAAAGCACAGAAGAAAGCAAUGCAGCUGCAAUUUGGUUCUGAUCUUGAAUCCUAUCAGCUUUUGCCUUCAAUGGCUUAUGUGCUUGAGAAAACAAAUCCUGGCUCUAUGUUUAAUCUAGUCACAGGGAAGGAUGAUGCAUUUUCUACCUUUUUUAUGUCAUUCAAACCAUGGAUAGAAGCUUGGCCCUACUGCAGACCUGUUCUUAUAUUGGAUGGUUCUUUCAUGAAGGCUUACUAUAAAGGCACUCUCCUUACAGCUUGUUGCCAAGAUGCCAAUGAUCACAUAGUUCCUAUUGCAUUUGGUAUUUGUGGUUCUGAAACUAAAGCUUCUUGGAAAUGGUUCUUAUCCAAAGUUUGUCAAUCAAUAAAGUACAGACAUGACCUGUACGUGGUAUCUGAUAGGCAUAAAGGGCUUAUCAAGGCCGUUUUUGAACUCUUGCCACAUGCUAGCCACGGUUUUUGUGUUGCUCAUCUUGGUCGUAACAUAACAUCAAAAUUCAGAGGAUCUGCAGCUGGUUUGGGAUGGAAGUUCAAAGCUGCCUAUAUGGCAGCAACUAUGAAAGAAUAUGAUGACUACUUAUCCAUGUUGGAUUCUGAAGACCCCAAGAUAAGGACUUGGCUAGACAAAUUAGGUGCUAACACAUGGUCAAAAGUAAUGUCUGGCCCAAAGAGAUAUAAUAUUAUGACAUCAAAUUGUGCUGAGUCUAUGAACAAAGUCAAUGUCUGUGCUAGAGAGUAUUCUGUGUCUAAACUUGUUGAUUUCUUGCGUGAAAGGAUGCAGCAAUGGUUCACAGAGAGGAAAGAUAAAGCUGAGAAAACAAGUACUAUACUCACAAAGAAAUGUGAGAAACGCCUGGUAGCUUUGCAAGCUGAAUCCACACGUAUGAAGGUUAAACCAUCAUGUGCAUAUGAAUUUGAAGUUGUUGACAGUAGAUGCAAGUCCUUUGUGGUAAACAUCAACUCUAGAAGUUGUACAUGCGGCCACUUUCAAUUAGAUCAAUUUGUGUGUGUUCAUGCUGUGGCUGCAAUCGGUAUACGCCCACACCUUUCAUGUUAUACGUACAUAUCUCCAUAUUACACAAGAGAUGCUUGGCUUGCUACAUGGUCUGGUAUCAUGCAUCCUAUUGCUGAUCCUGACAGUUGGUCAAUUCCUGCUACUAUUCAAAACCAGAGAUGCAAGCCACCAAGUUGUUUGAAGCGUCAUCCUGGUCGCCCUAAGAAAUGCAGGAUUCCUUCCAUUGGAGAAUAUAGAGGUUCAAAACGUCAAAAAUGUUCUAGAUGCCAUGUGCUUGGGCAUAAUAAGAAAACUUGUAGAAAUCCAAUUCCAAUUAAUACCCAGUGAUGUAGAUUU